Molecule: messenger RNA, 5502 nt
Organism: Cinara cedri
Lineage: Eukaryota; Metazoa; Arthropoda; Insecta; Hemiptera; Aphididae
Source: the annotation of a GenBank genome assembly
GUUUACCUGGUAGUAAAGUCAAAUAGCCAUCUUUGGUAGCAAUAACCCUUGGUAACACUUGUUCACAUCCUUCAAUACUUCUUUCACGUGCAAAAUUAGUCAAUUCUUUAAUUGAUAUAAAUUGUUUCAAUCUUAAUAGUUCAUAAAAUUGGGGAGUAACAAGUUUUUCAAUUCCAACAAUAAAUCUUGAUAAUAUUUCAUCUGGCGUACUCCACUAAUUUAUAAAAUAAAAUAUUGUGAAACAAAUACCUAUUUAAAUUUAACUGUACAUUUAGUAAUUUACUUACUGACAUUUGAGAUGUUUCAAUACCAUCAGGACUUGCGUUGACUGGAGUAUCAAUAAAAGCAAUAAAAAAUUUUGUAUCAAAUUUUGUUUUAAGUAUUGAAGGUGUCAGCCAAUUACUCCAUAGAUGUAAGGCACCUACAUCUGGAUAACAAUUGUUCUGAUUACAUAAAUCAAUAAAAUUGAUUGCGUUUUUCCGAACUAAUUUUCUCCAUUUGUCUAUACUGUCUAUUUCUAAAUGAUUGGCUUUACCAGAGUUUUCAGCAAUUUCAUGGUUUAUUUGUUUGCAUAACAAUAUACCACACUCCUCAAACGUUUCUCUAAUAGCAGUAACUCUUAAAGAUAAAUAUUUUGGAAUAGAACCAGGCUCAUUAUCAGAUACAAAUUUAAUAGCUGGGUUACCUAAGAAAAUUACAUUAUUUUGUGAUUUUGAGAAUAUAUAAAAACAAUAUAGAUAAGUAUAUAAUAAUUCAUAUCUUACCAUUAUAACCAAUUAUAUUUAUGUUUAAGUUAGAAUUCAUGUAGUCUGGAAUAAUAUUUGUCCAUUCUAGAGAAGAGUCUGAUUUUUCUGUAGUUCCACCAGGAAAGACUAUAUAAUUUGGUAAAAAGGAAUUAAUUUCACUUCUUUUAAUGCAUAAUAUUUUAAAAGAAUCCCAACAGACGGUUUUCAUAUUUUUCACAUUUGAAGAUUUUGUUAAUAGUAUCACACUAGACGCUUCUCGCCAAAAACCCAUAAUAAAAAAAUUUGUAUGAUCACUAUACACGAUAGAAAAUAACAAUAAAAAAACACUUGGUUUUAAUUUUUUUAAAUUACACCAAGUACUAAAACGUUGUCCACUUAAGUUUUGAUUGACAAUAUAAUACCAACAAUAAUUGUUGGCAAUUAAUGUCAUUUGACCACAUUAUAGUAUUAUAUAUAAUAUACAUAAAUACUAAAUAGUAUAAAUAUUUAAUAGUUUAUAACCAUAUUAUCUCAUCUCUAUAUCUAUAGAAUAUUAUUAAUAUUCAUAAACCAAAAUAAAAAACAUUACAAAGCUAAAACAUUUAAAAAAUUGUUAGUGGGGAUCGUACUAUCAUAGAAAUAUAAAACAUGUUUUAUAUAUCUGUAGUAGGGAUGUAUUUUGACAAGUGUUUAUAUACAUCAACCAAUAGGAAUUGGCCAAAUAAUUGAUAUCAAAACAUUGAUAGUGAAAGGAUUAAAAAAUGUCAGAUAAUAAGUAAUCGAACAUUUCCAUUUAAUGUUAAUUAAGUAAAAAAAUACAUACAUAAGUAUUAAUUGCGUAGUUCUGUGUAAAUUAUAAAAAAAUUAUUGUCUAAACGUAAACCAGGAAUCGUUUAGUGGUAAGUGUACGUUUAAUAGGCUACAUGAUAUUUCAUUAAAUAGCUUUUUUACUUUUGUAUUGUUAAAAUACCUAAUUUUAAUUAACUUACUACUUUGGACUAGUAUAAUACAAUAUUUUUUUAUUGGAUACUAUUCUAAUUUUGUAUUAUGAAAUAAAAUGUAGUUAUUGAAAAACCUAUACCUAUUGAAUCAACAGUUUUUUAUUAAAGCAUUUAAUUUUAAGGCUGAGAGUACACUUAUGCAGUGAUGCAGCCAUAGAUCCUAACCCAUUUAUACAUAUUUGUAUCUGUUCAUAAACCUUUUUUUUUGGGUUAUUGAUAGUUUCAUGACAGCGCUUGCAUAGUUUUAGUGUCUGCUUGGCUUAACUAAGAGGAAUAUGAUAGUGUGAUGACAUUUUGUAAAUUGUAUAGUUAUUUUCUGUCACUCCAAACCAUUAAUCUAAACUUCAAAUAUUUUAAAAUAAUUUGGCACAAAAGUUAUAUUAACUAGGUAUAGUAGCCCAACCAAGAGGGGAACUGUUUUGAGUAUCUGGUAAUACUUUAUCAUCUGUUUUACUAAUAUCAAUUUAUUAAAAUGUGAUAAAAUUGUAUAUUUUUUAUAUGGAGAUAUGUGACACCCCCCUUCAAAAUAUCCGGGUUAAACUACUGGCUAGAUAUAUGCUAAGAUAUUCAUAAAAUAUUCUUUUUUAGAGUACCUGUGACAUUAAAUGCACCUAGAAGUUAUUAUUUAUAUAAAUUAAAAAUUCACUUAAUAAUCUUAUAGUGUGUUCAAUGAAAUACACAUGUUAAUAAUUUUUACAUAUUCAUUAAAUAUAAUUUCUUUUUAAAUAGCCAAUAAUGGAUAUUGGUUUCCAAGAUCCAUGGAUUACACUUACUAUUAAAGCACCAAACCAACAAAUUGAUGACCAGACAGUAAAAUGUAAACUAGAUUGGUCAGUUGCAAAACUCAAAGGAUAUAUACGUGAAACCUAUCCCAACAAACCAGUGCGUAAUUUUUGUUUUAAUUUGUUAUUAAUUAAGAAGGAGUCAUAGUUAGAUUAAUCUUAUUUGAUAAAUAAAAUAAAAUUUGUUUUUAACAGAAAACAGAGGACCAAAGAUUAAUAUAUUCUGGUCAACUUUUAACUGACAGUAUUAUUUUGAAGGAUAUUUUAAGGCCUUAUGAUGAAGAUGGUCAACUUAAUCGUAUUGUCCAUUUAGUGUGUGCUUCUUCAUCUUCUUGUAUCCCACCUACAAGUAAUUAUUACAUUUAUUUUGUUAUGUAUUAAAAAAAAAAUAUAUAUAUUGCUUCCAUCACACCAACAGUGACCAAACAAUUUACAAAUUUAAAUUUUAUAAACUUCAAUUUUAAUUAUAAUUUUAUUGUAUUUUGAUUUGAAUAAAGAAUAAUAUGUGUCAAGUGGUUUAUAAAUUAUUUAUGAUAUCACCCGGAAAAGCUUUUUUUCAUAUAUUUAUAUUGGGAUGUUGAGGUAUUUAAUAAUUAUCAUAGUUUCGUGAUCACGUUUUGUUCAUGGUCAUUUUUGGCAUGACGACGACAAUAGACUAAUAUUUUUAUGUCCACAACAAUAUUAAAUACUGAAUGUACAAUGUAUUAAAAAUGAUAUGUUUGAUAAUCAAUUCAGUCCUACUGAAGUUCUAAAUAUUUUUGGAUAGUUUAUUCAUAAAAAUAGUUAAUCAUCUAGAAAAUUAUUAUUUAAACAAUCUUUCACUACUUAUAACUAAUAAACUAAAAAGUAAAUAAAUGUAUAAAUAAAAAAUGUAUAUUUAAAAAUAAAAUAAAUAAAUAAAUGAAUGAAUGUGUCUCCUGGAAUAUUAUAAUAAGUAUGUAACUCAAAGCGAUAUAUUUAUUCAUUUAUUUUAUUUUGAUAUAUACAUUUUUUUAUUUAUAUACGAGUAUUAACCAUUUUAAUAAUUUUGUUUUUAUUUUUUAUUUUAUUAAUAAUCUAUAUUUUGUUUUUUUAUUUUAUCAUUGACCUAUUUCAUUGAACUAUAAGUUAUAAGUAAUAUGUAUUGAAUAAAUAUUAUUUUACCAUCAUAGUGUGUCUAAACAAAAGUUAAUACUUCAUAAAAAUAGAUGUCUCAUUUUGAGUUAUGAAUGAAGUAAUAUUAUUUUUCAAUUUUUCAUAAAAGUUAAAUUUUAGUUAUAAAUUAUAUUAGUGUGUAUACUUAUUCUUUAUUCAAUAAUAUCUUAUAAUCACUUUAUGAUCAUUGUAUUUUGGAAGAUUGCUAAUUAUUAUUAUUUUGUUUAAGUUCUAGAAAAACGAAAAAGUGAAUGCCCAAAAAUUAAUGAUGGUGCUAGUACAUCUGGAACUAAUGUUCGUUCAGCAGUUAAUCAAGAAGCUUGUAAAUCGUCAAAUAAUAAGCAAGAUAAAAAAAAAACUCGAAGUGGAACUAAAUCAAGUUCUAAUAAUAAUCCUUCAAAUUCUAAUGCGAAGGGUACUCCAUUGACACCAGAACAAAUAGCUCUUGAGCAAAUACAUUGGGUAAAUAAAAUGUAUGCUAUUCAAAUGGCAGAAUAUUGGAAAACGUAAGUGUACAUACUAAUUUGGUAUAAAUAAGGAUUUUUUUAAUAAAUCUAUUAUAAAAUUAAUAGUAUAAUUUAUAAAUGCUUAUUUAUAUAGCAAUUAUUAAUAAUUAAAUUUUUUUAUAGUGUGGUAUCAAGUUUGGAAGAUACUUUACCGUCGAAUACUCAAAAUAUUAACAACGAACCACCUCGCGAUUUAACUAAUAAUGGUAAUAAAUAUUUAUAGUAAUAAGUAGGGCUCGGAUUUCAAUGUGUUUGCAUCUUUUUUUUGGAAUAUCUUACUCAAUGCUUUCCAAUUUACAAAUAUAUUUCAUGUACUCCAUAUUGUAAUUAAACAAUUUUUUUGGGCAUUUCAGUUUUUAACACAUUUUAAGACAUUUUUGAGUUUUUGACGUAUUUCUCAUGCAAUAACUAAAUAAAUUGACUUCAAAAUAUAAACAUAGUACAUAUGUUAUAAAUCAUUUUUAUUUUUAGCAAUUUAACAACAGGUUCUCUGGUUUUAAAUUAGACAAGGCAACUUCUAUUGGAGUAUUUUCUUAUCAAGUGAUAAUAUUAUAUUGGUGGUGUGUGUGGCCAAGGUUGGACACUUUUAGUCCGUUAAUUUAUUUAAAGGGCGUUUUUAGAGUUUUUAUGUCAUAAAUGAAUUUUUUAUAUUUUUAGAGCAUUUAAAUCCGAGCCUUAGUAAUAUGAUUAACAAUUUCAUACAUAUUAUAAGAUACACAACAUAAAAUUAUGUAUUAAUAUUUAACUAAAUAUUAGAGAACAAUAACCAACAAGCUGAGCAAAAUGUUGCACCUGAUAAUAAUGCAAAUAGAAAUGUACGAGAAUUUGGACAACAUCAUGAUUGGUUAGAUUGGUUGUAUGUAACCAGUAGAUUAUUGAUUUUCAUUAGUGUACUCUAUUUUUAUUCAUCUCCUGGCCGUUUUAUCAUUGUUGCUUGCUUUGCACUUCUAUUAUAUCUGUAAGUUUUUUAAUUAAAAUCAUUAAUAUAAAUUAAAAAUAUAAUUAAGUUUUUAUAAUAAUAUAAAAAUUAAUUAAUUUUAUUUGAUUUAAAAUUUAAAUCGAUAAAUUUGUAUUUGAACUAUUAAAUUGGUUGAAUUACUAAUCAUAUAAAUUGAUAUUAUUUAAAAAAUUAUUUAUAGGUACCAAACUGGAUAUUUUAGACAGUUUCAUGAAAGAAGGAGACUUCAGCCACCUGAAUCACAAGAUCGAAAUGGAAAUGUUAAUGAUCCUACAGCUGUAAGGCAAAAUGAACCUUUAUUUUCAUUUUUAUGGACUGUAAUUAUUACAUUUUUUACUUCUCUCAUUCCACAACAACCAGAUGUAAUAUAAACAAAUUCAAUUGUAUAUAAUAUAA